Messenger RNA from Wasmannia auropunctata (little fire ant), 744 nucleotides. It is a transcript of the gene MED11, whose product is annotated as mediator of RNA polymerase II transcription subunit 11. Gene Ontology annotation, molecular function: transcription coregulator activity. Gene Ontology annotation, biological process: regulation of transcription by RNA polymerase II. The coding region runs from base 280 to 618 and encodes 112 amino acids. The record is from RefSeq and is a predicted model, not a curated record. Gene Ontology annotation, cellular component: mediator complex. NCBI's taxonomy places the organism in Eukaryota, Metazoa, Arthropoda, Insecta, Hymenoptera, Formicidae. The transcript has 3 exons.
GUACUACGCAAGUCGCAAAGCGAUGAAAGAUUGCGUUCGCUGUGUUCAGGCCGUCCUAACCUAUCAAAACAGUCCGAGAUUUUUUCCUGUGUUGUUUGAUAUCGAAUUGAUACUGAUCAUUACGCGGUGUCGUAUAAUAUUCAACGUUUUUUCAAUAUCUUUUUUAUCGCGAUCGCGAAUAAAUUGGGCUGACAUGUGCAAACUUCACUGAAGAUCCUCGGCAGAAGCGUUGAAAUUCUCUGACUCGAAGAUAACUGUAGUUUACAAAUAAGAAUCACAAUGACACCGCCGAUGGAAAGGAUCCAGAUUUUGGAGUCUAUCGAGAAAGAUAUUAUACAGUGUUUACAAAGCGCAGGACAAGCUUGCACAGAAUUGAGCAAGGAGAAGUCGAGCUUGAAACAGGCGGAGUCGCAGACGCAUCUAUUCUUAAAAACUCUAGCACAAUUGGAAUCUAAAUUAAGCGAGCAGAUUAAUUAUCUCACACAGGUUUCUACUGGUCAGCCGCACGAAGGUUCUGGAUAUGCAAGUCAAAAGGUACUGCAAAUGGCGUGGCACAGAUUGGAGCACGCACGAAGUAGAGUUAACGAAUUGGAACGUAUAAAGAACAAGCUACGAUAAGUUUCCUACAUAAUUUUUCUCAAUCUGAAAUAUAUAUUGUACCGUAAAGGCGAGUAACGUUACAUUAAUGUUGCUCAUAACUCAGCUAAGAAAUUAUAAUAAAUUUACAUACUUUUUUGUCAGUAA